Molecule: messenger RNA, 4617 nt
Organism: Zootoca vivipara (common lizard)
Lineage: Eukaryota; Metazoa; Chordata; Lepidosauria; Squamata; Lacertidae
Source: RefSeq, a predicted model, not a curated record
GGAAGGGCGGCCUCUCCCCGCCCCGGGCACUUGGUUCCCCUUCGCAGCCCCCCGUGUGUGGGAGGGGGGUCGUGGGUUUGAGGAGGCCGACCCUUCCCUUCCCCGGCCGCACUUUCCGCCCUUGUGCGGGAAGCGAGGGAGGAGAGGCGGACGAGGAAGCGCCGUUCACAGCUUCUCCAAGGGCUGCUUCUUAAUUUUAUGUGUGUUUUUUUCUGCAACAGUGCGAGGAGAGGCAGUGGGUUUGUUUGGGGCGGGGAGGGAAUUGCAAAAGUGCCGGGUGCUCCGUGUCUGCAGCCCCUGGGCGCGCGUAUCGGAAGCUGGGCCUGGCUGCGCACGCUCACCCGCCCCAGACAAAACAUGCUUAUCAAGGCCUUAAGACGGGAAAGUUGCCUCUUCGAGUGGGGCCAAAGGUCUGAUAAGCCCACAGCCUUGUUCCCCCAGCAGUGCACUAGGCUAUUAUAUUAUAUACAUAUAUUAAUAUAUGAUGUUAUUUAGGUGGGAUGUCUAUUAUUCCAUUGCUGCUGUUGGCCUGAUCUAACCUGCUUUUUCCUUUGUUCAUCCUCCUGCGAGCAGGCUUCCGACAAACGUUUGCAUGCAAUAUUUGUCCCUGAGAGUUAGGAGCGGGACUCCUGGUCCACGUGGGUAGCAUGUCUGUUGGUCUUGUGUUUGUGUGUAGUUGCCAUCGAGCUGAAUUUUGUGGUGGCUAUUGUGUAGCUUGAUGGUUUCCGAGUGGAAUUAGAAAUCAGAAAUGUGCACACUUUCCCCACAAGGUUUUGUUUCGUUUUUUAAAUUGGGUGACUAGAAGCCACAAUUCCCUCCCUUAGUUUAAUCGGAUAAUUGAUGCUGUCCUUUCACCUCUUCAUCGCUACUUACUAUCCUAGGCUUGAUGCAGGUGCCUAAACUGAAAUUGGUGUAAAACGUUGUAGCUGUUCCUCAUGUAGCAUUAUAAACAAAUAUUCCAUAACAAAUGUUUACAUUUAACUAUGUUUUUUAAAGAAAUUGCAAACUCUGGGCAGAUUUGUUUGGAUUCAAAUUUGGGCUUCUGCAGUGGCAGUUCUGUUACUUCUGAAAAUUUCCCAGUUAGAAAGCUGGACCUUAGCUCAGGUAACCUCUAUGCAAGGCAGUAUAUAUGGUCAGUAAAGGGACUUGUUUUCCGUGUUCUGUAGAAACGACCAUCAGAAGUAAGAGGAUGACUGACUUUUAAAAUACAUCUCUUCUAAACAUGUGGAAAAUGUGAACACAAUUUUAGAGCAUGUUCAAGCAUCGCAAAAUCAACCUCGGAUUAACUCCAGCACCACUUUGCUGCUGUGUGCUAGAUGAGUCCUUGGGAGCCUCCAGUCAAUGGAUCUGAUAGGCCCACUGAGCCUCAAAAUGUUGGCCCACCAAGCUAUUUUUGGUGAACCACCUUUCCCAUGUCUGACUUAUAGAUUCUUUCUUUGCAGUUCUGGCCACAGCUGCUUCUUCCUUUGCAGCUGCAGCUUGAAUUCAGUCUGAAGCAGGAAGAAUUGGGAGCACAAGAGUAUGCACCAUUUUCUCCUUUGCAGCUGUGGAUUGAAGGUCCGCAGCCAGUUGAAGGCCGUUUGGCAACGUGCAAGAGCAACCUGCUGAAGUCCUGGAAGAACAUGCAAUGGAAGUCUUCAGCUGGAGAGCAAAAAGCCAGUGGGUGGCCUCGGGGUGCUGUGGGUACGAGUGUUGCUGAAUAAUCACUGGCUGACAGCGACAUGACAGAGUAGAAGAUCAGCCUUACAUCUUAUACCAGAGAAGCCAGAUCACAGGAGACAGUUGACAGCACUAUUAAGCCUAUGCUUGGCCCAGCACAAGAGGACCAGCGACAACCUGUUUUUAUAAUCAACAACACAAAAUUGUGAUCACCCCAAUGUCACCGAAUGGCCACAGCUUGUAAAAGAUCACCAGGAGAACCUCACUCUGAAAAUAUUGAAGCUAGCCGAAUGAAGCGAGCAGCUGCAAAGCAUCUAAUAGAACGCUACUACCAUCAGUUAACUGAGGGCUGUGGAAAUGAAGCCUGCACGAAUGAAUUUUGUGCUUCCUGUCCAACUUUCCUCCGUAUGGAUAACAAUGCAGCAGCCAUUAAAGCCCUCGAGCUUUAUAAGAUUAAUGCAAAACUCUGUGAUCCUCAUCCCUCCAAGAAAGGAACAAGCUCAGCUUACCUAGAAAACAAUUCCAAAGGUGCCCACAACAACUCCUGCACUGACAGAAAAAUGAACAAGAAGGAAAUGCAAGGCCCAAGAGAUGACUUUAAAGAUGUGACAUUCUUAACAGAAGACAAAGUCUAUGAAAUCCUUGAGCUAUGUAGAGAAAAAGAGGACUAUUCACCUUUAAUCCGUGUCAUCGGGAGAGUGUUUUCUAGCGCUGAAGCUUUGGUACAGAGCUUUCGAAAAGCCAAGCAGCAUACUAAGGAAGAACUGAAAUCUCUUCAAGGAAAGGAUGAAGAUAAGGAUGAAGAUGAAAAGGAAAAAGCUGCCUGUUCUUCUGCCAUGGAAGAAGAUUCGGUUGCACCAUCAUCAUCAUCAUCCAGAACAGGCGAUGCCGCGCAGGGGGAUAACAACCUACAAAAAUUAGGCCCAGAAGAAGUGUCUGUAGACAUUGAUGCAGUCAGACGGGUCUACAAUAGAUUGCUUUCUAACGAAAAAAUAGAAUCUGCCUUUUUAAAUGCACUUGUGUACUUGUCGCCCAAUGUGGAAUGUGACUUGACUUACCAUAAUGUGUACUCUCGAGAUCCUAACUAUCUCAACUUGUUUAUUAUUGUAAUGGAAAAUGGUAAUCUUCACAGUCCUGAAUAUCUGGAAAUGGCACUGCCAUUGUUUUGCAAAGCAAUGAGUAAGCUACCUUUAGCAGCUCAAGCGAAGCUGGUCAGAUUGUGGUCAAAGUAUAGCGCAGACCAGAUCCGACGGAUGAUGGAAACGUUUCAGCAACUUAUAACCUACAAGGUCAUAAGCAAUGAGUUCAACAGUCGCAACUUAGUGAAUGAUGACGAUGCCAUUGUCGCUGCUUCAAAGUGCUUAAAAAUGGUUUACUAUGCAAAUGUAGUGGGAGGGGAUGUGGACACGGAUCACAAUGAGGAGGAAGACGAAGAGCCAAUCCCAGAAUCCAGCGAGCUAACGCUUCAGGAACUGCUGGGCGAGGAGAGAAGAAAUAAAAAAGGACCCCGAGUAGACCCACUGGAAACGGAACUUGGUGUAAAAACUAUAGAUUGCCGAAAACCACUUAUACCCUUUGAAGAGUUUAUCAAUGAGCCACUGAAUGACGUUCUAGAAAUGGACAAAGAUUACACCUUCUUCAAGGUAGAAACAGAAAACAAAUUCUCCUUUAUGACGUGCCCCUUUAUAUUGAAUGCUGUUACGAAAAACCUGGGAUUGUAUUAUGACAACAGAAUCCGUAUGUACAGUGAACGGCGCAUCACCGUACUCUACAGUUUAGUUCAAGGACAGCAGUUAAAUCCGUAUUUGCGACUCAAAGUGAGACGGGAUCACAUCAUAGAUGAUGCUCUUGUCCGGUUAGAAAUGAUUGCCAUGGAAAACCCAGCAGAUUUGAAAAAACAAUUGUAUGUGGAAUUUGAAGGAGAACAAGGGGUUGAUGAAGGAGGAGUUUCCAAAGAGUUUUUCCAGCUAGUUGUAGAGGAAAUCUUCAACCCAGAUAUUGGAAUGUUCACUUACGACGAGUCUACAAAAUUGUUUUGGUUUAACCCAUCAUCUUUUGAAACUGAGGGGCAGUUUACACUGAUUGGAAUUGUGCUGGGUCUGGCCAUUUACAAUAACUGUAUUCUGGAUGUCCAUUUCCCAAUGGUUGUCUACAGGAAACUAAUGGGCAAAAAAGGAACUUUCCGUGACCUGGCAGACUCUCACCCUGUUCUCUAUCAAAGCUUAAGAGACUUGUUGCAGUAUGAGGGAAGCGUGGAAGAUGAUAUGAUGAUAACCUUUCAGAUAUCUCAUACAGAUCUCUUUGGUAAUCCAAUGAUGCACGAUUUAAAGGAAAAUGGAGAUAAAAUCCCUAUUACAAAUGAAAACAGAAAGGAAUUUGUGAAUCUGUAUUCUGACUACAUUCUCAACAAAUCAGUGGAGAAGCAGUUUAAGGCCUUUCGGAGAGGAUUCCACAUGGUAACCAACGAAUCUCCCUUAAAAUAUUUAUUUAGACCUGAAGAGAUUGAAUUGCUCAUUUGCGGAAGUAGGAAUCUAGACUUUCAAGCUCUAGAAGAAACUACAGAGUAUGAUGGCGGCUAUACCAGAGACUCUCUAAUUAUUAGAGAAUUUUGGGAAAUAGUCCAUUCAUUUACAGACGAGCAAAAAAGACUAUUCCUCCAGUUUACAACAGGCACAGACAGAGCCCCAGUAGGAGGACUCGGAAAACUAAAGAUGAUUAUAGCCAAAAAUGGCCCUGACACAGAAAGGUUACCGACGUCUCACACAUGCUUUAAUGUCCUUCUGCUUCCAGAGUACUCCAGCAAAGAAAAACUUAAAGAGAGAUUGUUGAAGGCCAUCACAUAUGCCAAAGGAUUUGGCAUGCUGUAAUGAAAAUAAAUAAAAUAACAAAAGGGAUUAAAAAGAUUUGGUGGUGAUGGUGUCCCUGUCCAAAAUAAAUAAAUAAAAUAACCCCCACCCC